AUGCCUACUGCGCACGAGGCUGAUGCGAGCGUUGCCCGCGAGCAGGACAGAUUCCUGCCCGUGGCGAAUAUCAACAGGAUAAUGAAAAAAGCACUUCCGGCGAACGCGAAAAUCGCGAAGGACGCAAAGGAAACAGUUCAGGAAUGCGUAUCAGAGUUCAUCAGCUUCAUCACAAGCGAGGCUAGUGAUAAGUGCCAGCGCGAAAAGAGGAAGACUAUCAAUGGCGAUGAUUUGCUGUGGGCGAUGAGCACUUUGGGCUUCGAAGAAUAUAUCCGACCAUUAAGAGUGUAUCUACAGGGCUACCGGAAUGUAAGUAGUAUUUUUUUUCAUGAACUUGUGUUUUGA
Molecule: messenger RNA, 345 nt
Organism: Ostreococcus lucimarinus CCE9901
Lineage: Eukaryota; Viridiplantae; Chlorophyta; Mamiellophyceae; Mamiellales; Bathycoccaceae
Exons: 2
Coding region: 1-345 (114 amino acids)
Biological process (GO): regulation of transcription by RNA polymerase II
Cellular component (GO): nucleus; CCAAT-binding factor complex
Molecular function (GO): protein heterodimerization activity; DNA-binding transcription activator activity, RNA polymerase II-specific; RNA polymerase II cis-regulatory region sequence-specific DNA binding
Source: RefSeq, a predicted model, not a curated record